Molecule: messenger RNA, 1602 nt
Organism: Aspergillus lentulus
Lineage: Eukaryota; Fungi; Ascomycota; Eurotiomycetes; Eurotiales; Aspergillaceae
Product: hexose transporter protein
Biological process (GO): carbohydrate transport; transmembrane transport
Cellular component (GO): membrane
Molecular function (GO): carbohydrate:proton symporter activity
Source: RefSeq, a predicted model, not a curated record
AUGACUCCCCAAGAUCAACAGGAUAGACAAGGAGAUGACAACUUUGAAGGCCUCACUCUCAAAGAUGUCACUCCCAAACGCCCCCCCUUCUACAGGGAUUGGACCCUCAUCAAACUCAACACGCUCCUGCUGUGUGCCCUGCUCACGCAAAUCGCCUCCGGAUACGACAGCAGCAUGCUCAACGGCAUGCAGGCCCUCCCGCAAUGGAACAAAUACUUUGGCAAACCAACGGGCACGCGUCUCGGCGCCAUGUCCUUCGGUCCCACCGGUGGCACGCUGAUCUCCGUGCUCAUCUCCUCGCAGCUCUGCGAGCGCUUCGGCCGCCGCUACCCCAUCUGCGGCGGCUCGCUCAUCAUCAUCGUGGGCUCGAUCAUUCAGGCCGCAGCCGCCAACUACGCCAUGUUUGUGGUCUCGCGCUUCUUCGUCGGCUUCGGGCUGGGCAUCGUGGCUACAGCCGCCCCACCUCUCCUAACCGAAGUCGCCUAUCCCUCCCAGCGAGGCAAGCUCGUCUCUUUCUAUCUAACCACCUGGUCGCUGGGCUCCCUCAUCGCCGCCUGGAUCACCUACGGCACCUUCAAAAUGACCGACUCCAGCUGGAGCUGGCGCAUUCCCAGUGUCCUGCAAUGCUUUUUCUCCCUCAUCCAAGCCGUGCUCAGCCUCUUCGCCCCGGAAUCCCCCCGCUGGCUCAUUUACAACGGCCGCCGCGAAGAAGCCCUCGCCAUGCUCGCCAAAUACCACGCCGACGGCGACGCCUCCUCGCGCCUCGUCCGCUUCGAAAUGGCCGAAAUCACCGCCACGCUCGAAAUGGAGAAGAUGCAGCGCGCCUCCCGCUGGAUGGAGUGGGUAGCUACCCGGGGGAACAAGCACCGCCUGUUUUUGGCACUGUACAUCCCCGCCAUGCUGCAGUGGGCCGGCAACGGGCUUACAUCCUACUACCUCUCCAAAGUCCUCAACACCAUCCAUGUCACCAACCCACACACCCAGCUCAUCAUCAACGCCUGCCUAUCCGUCUGGUCAUUCCUGACAGCCGCCUUCUUCGCGACGCUGGUCGACCGCGCAGGUCGGCGACGGCUGUUCCUCUGCGGGAUGGGCGGGAUGGGCGUCUCCUACGUGAUCUGGACGGUCUGUUCCGCCCUGAACCAGGAACACGGCUUCAAGAAUAAGGGGUACGCAGCUGGCGUGUUAGUCAUGAUCUUCAUGUUCAGUGCCGCGUACCAUGCUUGUUCGCCUGUGGCGCCGACGUACAUCAUGGAGGUGGUGCCGUACUCGCUGCGCGCGAAGGCGAGCAUGAUGUACCAGCUCACGGGCAACCUCGCGGGAAUCUAUAACUCGUUUGCCAACCCCGUGGCGAUGGAUGCGAUUUCAUGGCGGUAUUAUAUCGUCUGGUGCUGUGUGAUUUGCGUGCACUUUGUGUUGAUCUUUUUCUUCUUCCCGGAGACCAAGGGCAAGGGGUUGGAGGAGGUGGCGGAGAUCUUUGACGGGCCGGAUGCGCUUGCUGGGGUUAAUGCUAUGAGGCAGAUGGGGUUGGAUGUGCAUGCUGACAAGGCUGUUGCUGUUAAGGGUGGAGGUGCGAAUGCGCAUGUUGAGAGGGUUGAUGCUUAG